Bicyclus anynana (squinting bush brown) is the source of this 5924-nucleotide messenger RNA. RefSeq names its product torsin-1A (gene Torsin). Bases 279 to 1325 code for a protein of 348 amino acids. The record is from RefSeq and is a predicted model, not a curated record. NCBI's taxonomy places the organism in Eukaryota, Metazoa, Arthropoda, Insecta, Lepidoptera, Nymphalidae. Gene Ontology annotation, biological process: cellular response to misfolded protein. Gene Ontology annotation, molecular function: ATP hydrolysis activity; ATP binding. The transcript is spliced from 6 exons.
GAUUUUACUGUAGCGAUUGGCCGUUCGUUUGUGUACUAACACAACAUCUAAUCUGUGAAUAGUCAAUAGUGAAUAUAUUUUUAUUCUUUGUUUUCCUAAUUCUUUGUAUUUUUUUGUAUUUCUUUUCUUUGUAUCGAAAUUAGAAAAAUUAUCCCGCUCGUGCUCGCAGUAGAGAUCAUUUUAAUAAUCUCAGGAUAAAUGAAAAAAUCAAUGUAAAUUUGUUAAAUCGUUUAAAGUUUUACGGUUGAGUGGUGUAAAUAUAAAAAUCAAAUAUUAAAAUGUUAAAAACACGUUUUAACUAUAUAAUAUUGUUUUGUUUACUAUGUAGCAAUCAUGUAUUUUCCGAAAUCAUAACGGUAUCAUUAAUUGGCGCAGCUGUUGCUACCUCUGGUUUAUUUGGUUGGAAUAGCAUAAAAUCACAAACUUAUUGCCGUUUCAAAGAAUGUUGUGAUGAAAAAUACAUUCAUUUCGAUUUGGACAAACUCGGGCAGUCCUUUUCACAAAGAAUGUAUGGCCAGCCAUUAGUGAAUGAAAUUACCAACAUUCUUAAAGCACACAAAGAGGGUUUAUAUGAUAAAGAAAAGAAAAAUAAAAAGGCUCUAGUAUUAAGUUUACACGGCUGGUCUGGUGUGGGUAAGAAUUAUGCUGCAAAUAUGAUAGCUGAAGCAAUCUUCCAGAAGGGAAUAGAGAGUCAGUAUGUUAAAGUUUUCAUGGGAAAGAAAGAUUUUGAUUGUACUAACAUCCAAGAAACUCGGAACAAAUUGAUAGCAGAAGUCAAUGAAAUUGUGAAAAGCUGUCCUACAUCAUUGAUAGUGUUUGAUGAGAUACAUGAAAUGUGUCCAUCAAUUUUAGAUGCCAUAAAACCCAUGCUAGAUCACCACCAUGCAGUUGACGGAGUUGACUACAGAAACAGCAUAUUUAUAUUCAUUUCAAAUAUUGGUGGCAAAGAAAUUGCAAUGAACCUCCUUGAUCUUUACGGUCAGGGAAUAAAGAGAAAUGAGGUUGACUUUCAUAACUUUGAACCAAUUAUUAGGAGAAUUUCCUACAGUUCUGGUGGUUUUGAAAAAUCAUCAACCAUAGCACAACAUUUGAUUGAUCAUUACAUUCCAUUUCUGCCGCUGGAACAACAACACGUCGAGAUGUGUGCAUUGGCAGAAUUUAGAAAUCAUGGUAUCUAUCAUCCGACUGAAGAAAUGAUGGCGGACGCAUUGUCAGUCAUUACGUAUGGCCCAACGGAAGAACAACCAAUUUUUGCAAAUAAUGGCUGCAAACGGUUUACCAAACAAGUGCCUUAUGUGAUACAAAAACAUAAAAACAAUUUAUAAAAUGUGCGAUAUUUUAAUAACAGAUAUAGUCGGAUGCAAUCGUUAUGACGUUUCCGAAUCGUGCCAUAUGCUGCAUAGUACAAGAUUUUAGGUAUAACCGGUAUGCUGGGGCGCGGGGUGGGGCACCCCACGCGCAAUUCGAGUGUUCAAAGCUUUCAAACAGUUUUAUUUUUCUUUCUAUAGAAUGAAGUUUAAAAAAAAUAACAUCAUUUUUAAUGAUUCAAAUUAUGAAACAUACAAAGCACGAGACAAAUAAUGUGAUAUGAAAAAUUUUUAACUUUUAUUUUACAAUGGCCAUAACAUGUUCUUUCAUGAUCUGACAAAUGCAUUUAUAUCGAAUAUUAAUAACAAUGAAUACGGUUUGAUUCAGUUAAAAAGAAUAUGGUUCAAUCUAUUUCAAUAACAAAAUAAGACAAAGUGUCUUGGUUUUAGCGUAUUUUACGUGUAUGUAUGGCUUAUUUCGGAGACGUCAUAUGAAUUGCGUCCGACUUUACCUACAAAAGAUGAAUUUAGGGUUGGCUUUACAGCUGCACAUAACACACUUUGAGAAAUCUAAUUUCUCAAAGCAAUUGAGAAAUCUAAUUUCUCAAAGCAAUUGAGAAAAUUAUUACUAUGAUAUUUUAGCAAAUAUCAUUGUAAUUAUAAUUUUCUUAAUAUUACUACUUAAUUAAACUUAUGGGUAUUUUAUAUAAUUUAAGGUACACUGUUUGAACUGUUUUUUGUUUCUUGCGUCCAUCAAAUAUUGUUUUGGGUGUAUGUAAUAUGUAUAAAUGUUAGUAUGCAAGUCUACCUUUGUUACAUGGUAUUUUCUGUACAGUAAUAGUACAGUAAUAAAGGUUAAAGGACCAACUACCAAGCAGGCAACCAUUGCCUAUACAGGGCAACACUUUGCAGGGCAUGCUAUAGCUCGGCAAGUUUUAUUACACUCCCUUGAUAUGCGGGCGAUGGGGAGGGAAGGACUGCGCGGAUGUAAAGUCGCGCGCGGAACAGCGGCUGGAAGUGGGAUGCGUCAGUCGUGGGUUUGUCUGUCAUCGCUACCCGCCUCCCGGCCCCCGCGGACCAUCGGGAGUGUUACAGACAAAGCCAAGCUAUAGUGUCAUCCAGUGUCGUAUCAAACUAAGUACUAACUAAACUAACCUAACCAUAAGCUUAAGUGUUAAGCUUAUGGAAUUGCACUACCAACCUCAAGUUUAAGAUCCAUAUUAAAAACUACCUUCACCAUCUGUUUAAUGGAUGAAACGUGUUUUAUAUCAAAGGGGAAUGCCCAUCCCCGGCCCACGCCUAUCCUAACCUGACCAUUUACUUGUACUUAAAAAAAUCUUGAUAAUUCUACUUUAAUAAUGAAAUUAAAAAAAAAAAACCUACUGGCAAUAUAUUUUUCAAUGUACUAAAUUUGAUAUAAAAUACUUUUCGUCCAUUAAACAGAUGGGUGAAGGUCAUUUCUAAAUCAGACCUUCCACUAUAAGAAAAUAGUAACACUUGGCAGCAAAAACAAGUAUGUUAGUACUUCCUUGGAUGAGCUCUUGACUCUUGUCAUAUAAAAUAUAUUCUAAAACUGUUAUACCAGCCUUCCUUUAUUUUGUGAAUAUAGUUUAGGAUUUCUUGUGAUAUUUGAGAAAAUGCUAGGCUUUAAAUAUUUGUUUGUAAUAUAAUUAUUAUGUACCUGUGAACUGCACUGUAUUAACAUGUAUUGUUGUCCUUUACAGGUUAAUUUAUUAUUUAUUUAUUAAGAAACUGCUAAUACUCACGUGAUAAUAAAACAUCAGAGUAUGAAUGUCUAUUGUGCCGCGUUGCAAGAACUAGCUUAUGACUAAGGACCAUGUAUGAUUUCGAAACUGGUCGGACAUAGUCCAACAUAUCACGUGAGUUUUAGCCGUGUUUCAUUUUAUAUUAAUGUGAAUAACUCUCACAUAGUUUAAAUUCUAAGUUGUCUACAAGUGUUAUGAUAAAAUGGGUGGGGAUGAACAUACUCAUAUUAAAAGUAAGCGUAAAAGCUAAAUACUGUAAUUCUUAAUUAAGUUCAAAAUUACAAUAUUUAUCUUUUGUAAUUUUUUUUAAUACCUAAUCAUACCAGAUCAUGUUCACAAAUGAAGCACAUGGUUUAUAAUAAUAGAUCUGAAAUAUGUGUUUGAAGAUAUACCUACAUAAUAACUCAAAAUUCAAAAUUCAAAAUUCAAAAUUCAUUUAUUUCAAGUAGGCUCAGUUUACAAGCACUUUUGACACGUCAGUUGACUAUUUGUAAAGAUUCUACCACCGGUUCGGAAGGCAGGUUCUGCUGAGAAGAUACCGGCAAGAAACUCAACAGUUGCUCUUUUGAAAAAGUCAUACAGUAUUACAAUUUACAUUUGAUAACAAUUAAAUUACAAUUUCUUAUAGUUUUAUUUCCUGUGUGAAGGUGGAAGCUGAUCCAAUGGCCUCCAUGCACCUUUGUCGUUAAGGAACUCAUCAAUAGUGUAGUAACCUUGACUAAGUAAAUGUUUUUUAACACAUUGCUUAAAGUUGUGCAUUGGCAAGUCCAUCACAGUCUUGGGGAUCUUGUUAUAGAAGAGUACACCCAAACCCACAAAAGAUUUUUUAACUCUUUGGAGACGAUAUGCAGAAAUAACUAACUUAUGCCCGUGUCUAGUAAGACGUGGGUUUAGAUCUCCUUUUCGUUUGUACAAAUUAAUAUUUUGUCUCACAUAAACUAUACUGUUAUAUAUGUACUGACAGGCUACUGUUAAAAUGCCUAUUUCUUUAAACUUUUGACGAAGGGACUCGCGUGAUUUUAGUUGAUAUAUUGCUCGAAUUGCUCUUUUUUGAAGUACAAAUAUAGAAUGUAUAUCAGCAGCCUUGCCCCACAACAAAAUACCGUAAGACAUUACGCUGUGAAAGUACGCAAAAUAAACAAGUCUAGCUGUAUCAACAUCAGUAAACUGUCUUAUUUUUCUCACUGCAAAAGCAGCUGAGCUGAGUUUACCUGACAGUUUUUCUAUAUGAGCACCCCACUGAAGUUUAGAAUCCAAGGUCACUCCCAGGAAAACUGUGGAAUUCUCUAUUUCUAGUGUUUCACCAUUGAUCAUUAUAGACUUAUCUAAUUUUAUAACAUUUGGUAAUGAAAACUCAAUACAUUUAGUUUUCUUUGCAUUUAAAAGUAAGUUGUUAACAGUGAACCAAUGCGACACAUGCGAUAUGGCACGGUUUACAUCGUCGGAAUUAUCUUUACUUCUGUCACUCUUAAAAAUUAGGGAUGUGUCGUCAGCAAACAGUACUAUCUCACAGAUGCCGCUAACAUGGUGUGGUAAAUCGUUUAUGUACACUAGGAAUAGAAAAGGACCCAGAAUUGAACCCUGUGGGACGCCCAUUGUGUUAGAAAAACCGCGAGACUUUGAAUCAUUUAUGCAUACCUUUUGUGUUCUAUCACUAAGAUAAGAGGCGAUGAGAUCGAGUGCAACACUUUUUAUGCCAUAGUGGCUUAACUUAAGUAAAAGAAUGUUAUGGUCAACACAAUCGAAUGCUUUGGACAAAUCACAAAAUACACCAAUAGCAUUCUUAGCAUUUUCCCAUGCAUCAUAUAUAUGUUUUAAAAGUUUAGCACCUGCAUCAGUUGUACUGCGACCUUUAGUAAAACCAUACUGUUCAGGGUGAAAUAAAUUAUUUAAAUUAAAAUGACUUAAAAGUUGAUUUAAAAUGAUUUUUUCAAAAACCUUACUAAGUGUUGGCAGUAUUGUAAUUGGUCUAUAAUUAUUAACAUCAGUUUUGUCACCUGAUUUAAAAAGUGGUAACAGUUUGCCAUGUUUCAUUAGGUUCGGAAAGAUACCCAAAUCCACGCAUUCAUUAAAAAUAAUAGCUAAGUGGGGAGCAAUGACAUCAAUGAUGUUAGAUAUUACUUUCACUGACAUGCCCCACAUGUCUCCAGUUCUUUUUAAUUUUAACAGUUUAAAAGUUUUUUUAAUGUCUGAUACAGUUAUAUGAUGAAAUUCAAAAAGAACGUUGCACUCUUUAACAUGGCCUCUUAAUAUCCUCUGGGCUUCCGUAGCAGAAGAGUCCAGUGAAUCUGUUAACAAGAUAGGAACAUUCUGGAAAAAGUCUUCAAAGGCAUUAACAACCUCGUUAUCGGUGUUUAUCUUUUUAUCAUUGACAAUUAAUUCAAAACUCAUAUCACGUGGUCUAAUUUUGCCUGAUUCUUUAUUAAUUAUGUUCCAGGUUGUUUGUACCUUGUUUUCAGAUUUUAUUAUUCUAUCUUUGAUGUGUAAUGAUUUUGCAAGAAUACAAACACGUUUGAAAAUUUUUGAAUAGUUUUUUACAUGUUCUAAAUAUGUUCGCGUUUGAUUAUACUGUUUCUCCUCGUACAACUCGUACAAUCUGUCUCUACUUUUGUAAAUGCCUACAGUAGCCCAUUCGCUAAACUUUAAUUUUUGAGUAACAUUAAUACGUUUAAAGUUAAAAAUUUUACAAAACUCUUUGUCUAUUACUAUAUUAUAACUAAUAAUACAAGUAUGUUUGAGAUAUAAUCUCUGAAACAUUUUACAUUUUUAUGUAUAAUAUGUGUCAUGAUAAUUAUAACAGCAAUGUAAAUAUUAUUUUGUUAAUUUUGUAAAUAAAACAACUGCCCAGGAA